Molecule: messenger RNA, 998 nt
Organism: Humulus lupulus (European hop)
Lineage: Eukaryota; Viridiplantae; Streptophyta; Magnoliopsida; Rosales; Cannabaceae
Product: protein RESISTANCE TO PHYTOPHTHORA 1, chloroplastic
Exons: 4
Coding region: 67-738 (223 amino acids)
Biological process (GO): defense response
Cellular component (GO): chloroplast
Source: RefSeq, a predicted model, not a curated record
AGUAACGACUUGGCUGCCUCAAGCAUCUUAUCCAACACUGCUUCCAAGCAAGAGCGUGGCAACAACAUGAACGCUUUGCCCUCUACUUCCUUCUGCAACUACCAAAUACCAAAGUUUAAGCUCACAUAUUCAAGUUUAAGCCUCAAACACAUCUCCUUAUCCCAUUUUACUACCGCUACUACUCCUCCCUUUCUCAGCAGAAGCCUCAGAAUUUAUGCUAAUUCCAACCAAGUUGAGACACAGCCUCCUCUAGAGGAGGAACCCGCCGGACUGGAAUCCAAGGAAGCAAGUAAGCCCUCCUCUGUUCCACUUGACAAAGACCUUAAGAAGGUUGUUCAAAAAACUGCUGCAACAUUUGCUCCAAGGGCUUCCACAGCUUCCAAGAAUCCUGCAGUUCCUGGAACUGUUCUAUACACUGUUUUUGAAGUCCAAGGCUAUGUUUCCAUGUUGUUAGGUGGAGCUUUGUCUUUUAAUCUCUUGUUCCCUUCAAAUGAACCAGACAUAUGGAGACUAAUGGGAAUGUGGUCAAUUUGGAUGUUCACCAUUCCAUCGCUACGGGCUCGAGAUUGCUCGAAAAAUGAGAAGGAAGCUCUUAACUAUCUCUUCCUUCUAGUCCCCUUACUCAAUGUAACAAUUCCAUUCUUUUUGAAGUCCUUUCCAGUUGUUUGGUCUGCUGAUACCGUAGCCUUCUUUGGCAUGUAUGCAUGGAAGCUAGGUUGGUUGCAAAGAGAAGACUAGGAAUCCAAUACUUGAUGGCUCUCUUCGAAUGUAGUAUAAUAGGCAUCUUAACUUUCCAUACAUUUCCAUGAUGCCUGCUCUGUUAUGGCCUCGACUCAACUUGAGAAGACAUUUUGAUUUAGCAAUGAGGCACUAUACAAGAAAAAGACAACUUUUUCAUGAAGAUAAAUCAUGGCAUUUAAGCCCAAAGGAUUUGUUAAUAUGAUGUAUUAUAUUGGGGAAACUUUAUUAUAAUAUUUGGGUUCAUUCAAACACCUGAA